Musa acuminata subsp. malaccensis (wild Malaysian banana) is the source of this 1693-nucleotide messenger RNA. Its product is annotated as auxin transporter-like protein 3. The record is from RefSeq and is a predicted model, not a curated record. NCBI's taxonomy places the organism in Eukaryota, Viridiplantae, Streptophyta, Magnoliopsida, Zingiberales, Musaceae. Gene Ontology annotation, molecular function: amino acid transmembrane transporter activity. Gene Ontology annotation, cellular component: membrane. Gene Ontology annotation, biological process: amino acid transmembrane transport.
CUGAAGGCUCCCCUUUAGUCCCUCCAACUCGCAGCCAGCACGUAGGCGAAAGAGAGAAGAGAGAGCGAGAGAGAUGGCUUCCGAGAAGGUGGAGACCAUCGUCGCGGGGAACUAUGUCGAGAUGGAGAGGGAAGGCGAGGUGAAGGCCUCGAAGAGCAAGCUCUCGCGGUACUUCUGGCAUGGCGGCUCCGUGUAUGAUGCUUGGUUCAGCUGUGCUUCCAACCAGGUGGCUCAAGUGCUGCUCACACUGCCAUACUCAUUCUCCCAGCUCGGGAUGUUGUCAGGCAUCCUCUUCCAGCUGUUCUAUGGGCUGAUGGGAAGCUGGACUGCGUACCUUAUCAGUGCGCUCUACGUGGAGUACAGGACUCGGAAGGAGAGGGAGAAAGUGGACUUCAGGAACCAUGUCAUUCAGUGGUUUGAAGUCCUCGAUGGGCUAUUGGGAAAGCACUGGAGGAAUGCAGGUCUGUUCUUCAACUGCACAUUCCUUCUUUUCGGCUCAGUGAUUCAGCUAAUAGCAUGUGCAAGCAACAUUUACUACAUCAAUGAUAACCUCGACAAGAGAACCUGGACCUACAUCUUUGGGGCAUGUUGUGCUACAACAGUCUUCAUCCCUUCCUUCCACAAUUAUAGGAUCUGGUCCUUCCUAGGCCUCCUGAUGACUACGUAUACUGCGUGGUAUCUAACAGCAGCUGCCUUGCUCCAUGGGCAGGUGGAAGGCGUCACCCAUUCAGGCCCAUCCAAGUUGGUAUUGUACUUCACAGGCGCUACCAACAUCCUCUACACUUUUGGAGGCCAUGCUGUCACAGUAGAGAUCAUGCACGCCAUGUGGAAGCCGCAGAAGUUCAAGCUCGUGUACCUGUUUGCCACGCUCUAUGUGCUGACUCUCACCCUUCCGUCGGCAGCUGCAAUGUAUUGGGCCUUCGGCGACAUGCUGCUCGAUCAUUCCAAUGCCUUCUCUUUGCUCCCGAGGUCUGGAUUCAGGAAUGCUGCAGUCGUCGUCAUGCUCAUCCAUCAGUUCAUAACCUUUGGAUUCGCGUGUACGCCUCUGUACUUCGUGUGGGAGAAGGCGAUCGGCAUGCACAAGACGAAGAGCGUCUGCAAGAGGGCACUGGCGAGGCUGCCCGUAGUGAUCCCGAUAUGGUUCCUAGCAAUAAUAUUCCCCUUCUUUGGUCCCAUCAACUCCACCGUCGGCUCCCUUCUCGUUAGCUUCACGGUGUACAUCAUUCCAGCCAUGGCGCACAUGAUGACCUUCGCUCCCGCUUCUGCCAGAGAGAAUGCUGUGGAGAGGCCUGCAUCGUUUCUAGGAGGCUGGGUUGGCCAUUACUGCAUGAACGCGUUUGUGGUGGUGUGGGUGUUGGUGGUCGGCUUUGGAUUUGGGGGGUGGGCGAGCAUGCUCAACUUCGUACAUCAGGUGGAUACGUUCGGCCUCUUCACCAAGUGCUACCAAUGCCCUCCAAGGCACUAAUGAGUCGAGGGGAAGCAAAGAGAAGUGGAUUACGUAUGUGUGUGAGUGUGGAAGGAUUUGGCUGCUUAGAUUGUAUGUAUGCUUAAUGAGGUGCAAUUGACCUGGAAAAACCAUGUGUUUGUCGUAGCAUCAUUCCAAUGGGGGUACUGUUACUGCUAAUACUACUACUACUACUAAUAUUAUAUUGGGGCUUUUACAUGAAGGAAUCAAAAUCUCUUUGUAGUUUCA